UUCGUUUCAUUAGGAAGUAGAAGUGUGGCAGUAGCUGUCACAGUAUGUGGCCGCGGUUUACAGGAUGGCGAAGCGUGUGUUUGUUACCGUGGGCACAACGAGCUUCGACCAACUGAUCGACUGUGUGACUGCAGAGGAGAACAUCACGAUUCUCAAAGGCCUUGGCUACAAUAGAUUGGAUCUUCAGAUUGGCAGGGGGACCGUAAACCCCAAACCUUAUAGUACUAAUAAGUUUACAGUGGACGUGUUCAGAUAUAAACCAUCACUUGCGGAAGACCUCAAGAAAGCGGAUUUAGUCAUAAGUCAUGCUGGUGCAGGAAGCUGCCUAGAAGCCCUUGGAGAAGGAAAACCUCUCAUUGCGGUCGUAAAUGAAAAUCUCAUGGACAAUCAUCAAACUGAGCUAGCGAAACAACUUUAUAAAGAUGGACAUCUCUACUACUGCACAUGCAGCACCCUUGGGAAUACAUUGCUAACAAUGGACAUUUCAGCUCUGAAGCCAUACAAACCUGGACAUCCAGAAAUAUUUGCAUCAUUUUUAGAUGAAGUUAUAGGGUAUAAAUAGCAGAAAUGUAUUACCGUAUAUACUCAUUUUUUGUGCUGAAAAAGCCCCCCUCGGCUUAUACUCUAUAUUAUGGCAACUUGUAAUGAGCCCGGCGGUUCUGGGGGCGCUGGCAGCAAGCUGUUACUUAACUUUCCUGCAGCUCCCCAGUGUAAAUCUCGCAAGACCCGCGGCAGUCAGAACCCGUGGCAACGAUCAGCGCGGCACGCAAACCGUGAAAUUUACACUGGGGAGCUGGAGGAAGCUGCUGGGAAGGUAAGUAACAGCUUGCUGCCGGCCCAACCACUGCUCAGCCCAUACCACUGGACCACCAGGGAUUAACAUAUCCCCCUUCCUGGCCAAGUAACAAGCAGGGAGGGGGGACAAAAUAAAAAAAGUAAAAAAAUUAAAUAUUACAAUAAUAUUAAAAUAUUAAAUGCCCACCCCGUUUACACACACUCUGCAUCAUAUACACACCAACACAAACUCUGCAUCAUAUACACACAAACACACACUCUGCAUUAAUUAUAUACACACACUACACAAACAUUGCAUUCAUUAUGUACACACACUCUGCAUUCAUUAUAUACAAACACACACACUGCAUUCAUUAUAUACACAUACUGUAAAUAAAUAUUGAAAAACAUUUAUUUUUACUUUUACCAGUAGCUGCUGCAUUUCCCAUCCUAGGCUUAUACUCGAGUCAAUACGUUUUCCCAUUUUUUUGUGGUAAAAUUAGGUACCUCGGCUAAUAUUCGGGUCGGCUUAUACUCGAGUAUAUACGGUAACUU
Messenger RNA from Pelobates fuscus (common spadefoot toad), 1329 nucleotides. RefSeq names its product UDP-N-acetylglucosamine transferase subunit ALG13 homolog. The coding region runs from base 65 to 562 and encodes 165 amino acids. Gene Ontology annotation, biological process: dolichol-linked oligosaccharide biosynthetic process. NCBI's taxonomy places the organism in Eukaryota, Metazoa, Chordata, Amphibia, Anura, Pelobatidae. The record is from RefSeq and is a predicted model, not a curated record. The transcript has 4 exons. Gene Ontology annotation, molecular function: hexosyltransferase activity.